AUGGCCCCCGCCGCACCCCAGCUCCCGACCCGAUUCCCUUGCUGGUGUCGGGCAAUAUAUUCAUGGGGUGGAGAAACAAAACGCGACUUGGGAUUUGUGGAGGGCGACCUCAUUGAGUGUCUAAAUGCUGGCGAUGGUCAGUGGUGGAUGGGCCGAUUGCGGCGAGACAGGCGCAUGAUGGGGUUGUUUCCCUCCAACUUCGUUGAAGUGCUCAGGGAGGAUUUCGUACCUGUGCAACGGUCAACGAGCCCUAUGCUACCACCUGCCUCGUCGCCGAUCACAAAUCCAACUUCGGCUCCUAAGAAACAGAAAACGGUCUUUCGGAAGCCAUUCCAGGCCCAUAAAGAAGCUCUUGCACCUUCGGGUGAGCUAUCCCGGAGCUCGACCUCCUCAUCGCCAGUGACCAGUACGAUCCCGCAAACUCCACCCCGAGAUGGCAGUCUUUCCUCGCGGAAGGUGAAGCCGCUGCGCACCCCAACAACCGCUGUAAAGCAUCAGAGCUCUUUAUCGAGGCCCGUAUCCCGGUCCAGGCCUUUGUCCCGUGCGAUGUCCCCGCACCCUCCAGCCGAAUCAGAUCCCCAACUUUCGUCCACCCUUCCUGGGACAUACAUGGCCCGGUCAAGACCUCCCUCUCGCGGAGUGUCGCCCCAUCCGCCAGACCCAGAACUCCACCUUCCUUCCAUCCCACCUGUGCAAAGUGCACCACGCCCCGGACCUCCUCCUCGUGCAGUAUCGCCAGCUCCUCCGCCAACCAUCGAUUACCAGCUCCCAUCUCUCCCUCCUAUGGAGGUUGCAAUCCAGAGACCUGCGUCUCGUGCAGCAUCCCCAUACCCGCCUGAUGACGUAGAUCUUAUGCCUCCUCAAGUUCCGAGACACAGCAUAUCUCUACACCGGCCCUCUUCGCGCGAAAUAUCUCCACUUCAGCUGCACGAGAGAGAAGACUCGCCGCCCCCGCCACCUCCACCACCACACAGAGUUGCUGUCAAUCGUCAGCCGUCCAUCGAACCACACGUUCCCACACGCCUAGACAUGAAUGAUCGUUUUGUCACAAUGUCAAGGACGCCAUCACCGGCUGCCCAUUCCGAGGGCCGCGGACACACCCCGUCGCCCCUUCGUGAUGCGAUGGAAGACGUGAUGACUUCAUUGGAGGAUAUGGGGCUGCCCCGAGGCGGACAGUCACCGUCGCCGCAGCCGAUGUUCAACAACCCGUGGUCACCGGACGCAUAUGAUAGCUUCCGUGAAACUCGGCCCAUACAAACCUCCCGUCGGCCGCUAACCUCUCUGGGAUUUGAUGGAGACAAGGAGUACCAAUAUCAUGGCAGUCAGACUCAUAGAAACAGCGUCUACGCACAUGAUCCCUACAUGGACGGCCCGCCACAAUUGAACAACUAUGUACAGAGGAUGGAAAGUCGACUUCGGCAGAUGCAAGAGCAGAGUCAAAGGGAGGCUGAGGAUGCGCAACAUUCUGAUGAGGAAGCCCCACCGCCUCCUCCACGAAACGUACCCUACCACGCCCGGCAUAAUUCGAUCCCCGCCCAGUACCCAGUGGUAAGAGGACGGAGGUCCGGCCAAGAUCUCCGCGGGGACUUGCUCAACCGGUCAUAUACCAACAAAUCCAGCACGACGAACUCUUCGAGCGGGGUGCACAGUACGAGUACGACACAGACGGGAAGCACCGAGAGAACCAGCCAAAGCAUCAUGAGUGGGCCCUCAGCCGGUGGAUUCAGCGCGACCAGUGCGGGUAGUUAUGCCAGGAGAGGUACCACUCCGGCCGAGAGACCAAACACGGCAGUCGACACGUUCCGCUCGAGAGGCUCCAGCGAUGUCUCCCGGGUGCCAAGGCCCGAAACGCCAUUGACCGGUAUAUCGUACCAUUCCAGCCAUAAUACCUCUCGGCAAGGUGCGUCAUCUGCCAUACCCUGGUCGUCCGGUGAAGGCGGCGCAGAAGAGCCGACCGCUGUGUUCGGUGGACUUUCCACACCAAAGGCCAAGAAGCCAGGAUUCUUCAAGAAGAUCUUCGAGUCAGCGAAGACAGGCGCUGCCAACGCGAGGAGCAGCAUCGCAGUCGGGCACAAUGGUGGAUCUUCAUCGCCCACCAAGGGCAGAGGAAUCUCGCCAAUCCGUGCUCUUCAAUCCAGCCGGGACUCUGCCCGCGAAAUGGGGCCUGGCGCCAGCGCCAUCGAUUGGGUACAAGUCCGUCGCGAUGUCAACCGCGCAAGCUCGCCCAGUCGAAACGAGAGAAUCGAACGGGCUGAAAGAUGCCAAAUGAUGGACCACCCUGUGAUCUAUUCGGUAGAGGAACUCUACGAGACGGCGGAAGGCGAUGAAAGCAUUGACGGCUUGCCGAUCAGUGAGCCGACCAACUUCGCCAGUGUCAACCUGAAUCUUGUGGACAAGAGCGCGCGUUUUGUCAACAGUCUUCCCCCAAUGACGAAUCCGGCGAGUUUAGCGCACGGGUAUGUCUGCCGCCCUUAUAAGAGUGAUGUCCAGAGGCUGCGCGCCAUCUUUACUUGGGUGAGCGAAAAGAUCGCCUGGGAUGACCCGGUGGAAGAAAUCGGCAUCGAUUUGAGGCGUGUGCUCCAGACGAAAAGAGGCAGUCCCCAGGAAGUGGCCUAUCUGGUCAAAGAAAUGUGUGCGGCGGUCGGUCUCCACGCUGAAGCGAUCAAUGGGUUCCUUAAAGGCCCUGGGGAGAUGUUUGACCUGGACGGCCUCUCGCGACCCAACCAUUGGUGGAACUCGGUGCUCGUGGAUGGCGAAUGGCGCAUCAUGGACUGUUCGCUGGCCAGCCCUACGAAUCCGCGACGGAAUCAGUUCGUCACCAAUAACACUUCCGUGGCCGAAAGCUGGUAUUUCCUGGCACGACCCUUGGAGAUUUGCUAUACGCAUGUUCCUCUUUCUCCUGAGGAGCAACACAUCUGCCCGCCUAUCUCGCCAGACGUCCUACUGACCCUCCCGGCGGCCUGCCCACCAUACUUCAAGCUGAAUAUGCAGUUCCCCGAUUAUGAUACUAGCAUCAUCCGGAUUGACGGCUUGGAGGUCAUGCAGAUUCGCCUCUCAGUGCCCCCGGACGUGGAAUGUGCGGCCGAGGUGGAAGCCCCAGCGUUUGCCCGUGACGCCGAUGGUGAUUUCUUUGAAAGUGGCGAGGUUGUGCGUAAGCGCGCUCUGGUGCAGCCCGACUGGGUCAGUGGACAGAAGCGGAUUACGGUGAAAGCCAUCCUGCCCGGCGAUGAAGGACAGGGCACAGUCAAGGUGUACGCCGGCAAGAAGGGACUGAUGCACUCCAGUCGUGAUAUUCCCCACCCGUUGGCUCUUGCCCUUCCCAUGCUUCACAGCAGCGAUAACCCACCGUACGACUUUGUGCUCCGCCAUCCGACCCCUCACGCUCAGCGACAUGAUCUCUACAUCAUGCAGCCGCAGUGUGCGAAGCUGGCGGUCAACAACACCUUCGUUUUCGCUGUGCGCCAACACCCGGCCUCUCCGGCUUUGUCGUCCGGCAGCAAUGAGGCUGGCGUCAGUGGGCGUGUCUCACCGUCGGUCUUCACCCGGCCUGCGAGCGCAUUGAGUAUGGUUUCCAGUUCCGCGGGUGGUUCCACGGUGUCAGGGGUGUCCAACGAGUUCUCCGCCUCAACAUCGGCUAUUUCAUCCGGCCGUUCGAUGUCCGGACGCGAAAAGCCGGCCAAGCUGGCGAUUCAGUCUCCAUCAGGCAAGAUCCUGCGUUUGACGCGGAAGCCCGAGCAUAUGCUCAGCCCUCAUACAGGCACGCACGCAUUCACCGAUGCUCCGGCAGACGGCAGCGUCUGGGAGACAGUGAUCAAGAUUGGCGAGCGCGGCGUGUGGCGAGGCUUGGUACUGGCCGACCGAGUUGCACGGUGGUGUGUCUUUUGCGAAUGGGAAUGUUACUGA
Molecule: messenger RNA, 3903 nt
Organism: Aspergillus tubingensis
Lineage: Eukaryota; Fungi; Ascomycota; Eurotiomycetes; Eurotiales; Aspergillaceae
Product: putative SH3 domain protein (Cyk3)
Exons: 1
Coding region: 1-3903 (1300 amino acids)
Cellular component (GO): cytoplasm
Molecular function (GO): protein binding
Source: RefSeq, a predicted model, not a curated record